CAAUGAGGUCAUGGCUUCACCGCCAGGCAAAGCGCUUCAGCCACUUGUCGGCCCAGUGCAAACCCAGUCUGGAGGGGGAAAAAUAAACACCCACUGACAAACGUGAGCACUGAGGAACAGGACAGUAGAGGGUUUGUAGAGGAGCUUUACAAGAAAAGAAACAUAAUAAGAAACAUAUGUGUUUGGACUGCUUUAUAUGGAUUCCCGUCCUGCUGUCGUGCCAGCUGGAUGCCAGUUAAAUGCUGAGUAGUCGCUCCAGAGUUACAACACUGCACAGAGCCGGGAUUUUUUUUCUCAAAGCCCAAAGUUGACCAAUCUGGGGCUGAAGAGAACAGCUGAGAAACGUUAGACGCUAACUGCAGCUCCAAGGCAGCUACUUGUCUCAGUCAGCUGUGUGAUUCAACAGAAAUGCUUUGGAAACACAAGCAGAUCUUCCUCUGUGUGCUGGCAGUCUGCAUCACAACACUGGUGGUAGGCGUGGAGGAAAAGAGAGAUGACGAGUGCGCUGACCUCAAUAACACCACCUGGCUGGAUUACCGGCAGCAGAGGGUCAAACUGCAGGUCCAGUACCUGCUGCUGACCAGGACAAACAUGGACUGUGCUCAAAUGUUCGAUCAUGAGUCUCUCGGUGACACACAGCAGGGGCCAUCCUACUUCAACGUCUCUCGCCCGACAAAGGUCAUCAUCCACGGCUACAGGUGAGGAGGCCCUGUUUUCUCUGUGAGCCUCUGACUGUGAGCGAUGAGCUCCUACAUGAACACUCACCUUUCUGAAGAAGUUACAACAGUUAUGUUUCUUUGACAUUUUUCCACAUCUGUGUUUUUGUUUGUGCUCUUUACUGCCUUGAAGUGGGAAAAAAAGGAUGAAAAAUGUGAUGAUGUCACUGUUAUGAUUUCUAUGCAUCAUCCUGGAUUUACCAAGAUUGAUGCACGAAAAUGUGAUGACAGUUCGGGUUUUUUUUUAUUUCAUUUUUCUUUUUUUUGUCAAAUCAUACAGCACUUACAGUCCUGAUAAAGUAGCUUAGUUGAGCUAUUGGUUUUUAAAUAAUAAUAAAUAAAAAAAAU
This is a messenger RNA of Plectropomus leopardus (leopard coralgrouper), 1064 nucleotides long. The record is from RefSeq and is a predicted model, not a curated record. Lineage: Eukaryota; Metazoa; Chordata; Actinopteri; Perciformes; Serranidae.